AUGUUAAUGUUUUCUUCUCCAGUUGCUCCAACGGUUCCUUCAGUGUCUUUCAGUCCCUCUGGUGAAAUCGUUGAGGGCAGUUCAGUGACUCUGACCUGUACCAGUGAUGCAAACCCACCUGUUACUAAAUACACCUGGUACAAGAGAGGAAAUAAUCGACUUCAGUCAAGAGGUGAAGGACAGCAGUUUGUCCUCAGCUUCAUCAAGUCUUCUGACUCUGGAUCAUAUUCAUGUGUAGCUGAGAACAGUCUGGGGCGGAAGAUGUCAGAAUACAUCUAUAUUGAUGUGAAAUAUCCUCCCAGACUUCCCUCUGUGUCCGUGAGUCCGUCUGGUCAGAUAGUGGAGGGCAGUUCAGUGACUCUGACCUGUACCAGUGAUGCAAACCCACCUGUUACUAAAUACACCUGGUACAAGAGAGGAAAGAAUCAACCUCAGUCAGGAGGUGAAGGACAACAGUUUGUCCUCAGCUUCAUCAAGUCCUCUGACUCUGGAUUAUAUUCAUGUGUAGCUGAGAACAGUCUGGAACAGAAGAUGUCAAAGUUUGUUCAUAUUGAUGUGAAAUAUCCUCCCAGACUUCCCUCUGUGUCCGUGAGUCCGUCUGGUCAGAUAGUUCAGGGCAGUUCAGUGACUCUGACCUGUACCAGUGAUGCAAACCCACCUGUUACUAAAUACACCUGGUACAAGAGAGGAAAUAAUCGACUUCAGUCAAGAGGUGAAGGACAGCAGUUUGUCCUCAGCUUCAUCAACUCCUCUGACUCUGGAUCAUAUUCAUGUGUCUCUGAGAACAGUCUGGGGUUGAAAAUGUCAGAAUACGUCUAUAUUGAUGUGAAAUAUCCUCCCAGACUUCCCUCUGUGUCCGUGAGUCCGUCUGGUCAGAUAGUGGAGGGCAGUUCAGUGACUCUGACCUGUACCAGUGAUGCAAACCUACCUGUUACUAAAUACACCUGGUACAAGGAGGAUGAAGACUCACCAAAAGCAUCAGGACAGAACUUCACCAUCACUGAUAUCAGAUCUGAACACAGUGGGAAUUAUUACUGUGAAGCCCAGAACAGCAGAGGACGACAGAACUCCACCUCACAUCUGAUUGUUGUAUCAUCCAAAUGGAAAUCCGUAGCAGCUGGAGUGACUGUUGCCGUUGUCCUUCCCAUAAUCCUUAUCUCUGUCUUCCUAUUAGUCAGGUGUGCAAACAACAUAGGAGCGUGGCUGAUCAUGUUGUCUCACGACAACCCCGGGCCUCCAUUUGUCUCCUGA
Molecule: messenger RNA, 1251 nt
Organism: Sphaeramia orbicularis (orbiculate cardinalfish)
Lineage: Eukaryota; Metazoa; Chordata; Actinopteri; Kurtiformes; Apogonidae
Product: B-cell receptor CD22-like
Exons: 6
Coding region: 1-1251 (416 amino acids)
Source: RefSeq, a predicted model, not a curated record